GGAUGAGAAUCGCAAGCAAAAUGUGAAGGUUGAAACUUUGCGAAGGGUAAACUAGGAACAACAAUAGUAGUAGUAGGAAACAACAAAUAGUUUUGCAUCAUCAGGGAAAAGGAAAACGGCAAUGAUGGAGGUUAGCAACAGCGUAGAGGAGUUAGCGAUUGGGUGCAUACUCUCGAUCAGGACAACAUUGGGUGACGAAUUCGAAGGCCAAGUUGUCACCUUCGAUCGCCCCUCCAACAUCCUCAUACUUCAACAAGGUUCCAAACAUGGCCCUCAUCGAAAUUUCAGGUUGUUGAAGGCCAAUUACAUCAAAGAUUUCACUUUUCUAGGUCAAGCCGAAGACCCACUUGAUCCAACCAACUGUUUCCUUGAUCUCACCGCUCUCCAAGCUAGGGAAGUUGUUGCCAUCAGACAAGCCGAGGCAGAUGCUGAGAGGAUUGGGGUUGGUGUUACCAGUGAGGCGCAGAGCAUCUUUGAUGCUUUGUCUAAAACGCUUCCAGUCCGCUGGGACAAGACGGUCAUAGUUGUUAUGAAUGAGGUGCGUGUUGGCAGUCCUUAUAACUCGGAUUCUGUGAUUGGAGGUACUCCUGCUGCAAAUGACCGAGUGAAGAAAGUGCUCGAGUUCGAGAGGAAGAGGUUGCAACUUCGCGGUUCUGGUGGUCUGUAAAAUUAGACAUUUGCAUCCUAUUAUUAUCAGGAAAAGGAUGAAACAUGAUGGAUAUGUUGCUAUUAAGAAAACCCUAUACAAGAGGGUUUUUUCAAGACAUUCUUUCAGAUAUCUUUUGAUUAUCUGCUGUCUUGAGCUGUCAAGUUCUGUCAUGGUUUUGGAGUUCAUUUGAGGUAGUUCCUCCAGAUUCUUUCCAAGAGUGAAUGAAUCUGAAGCAUAUAAAUUUAUGUUGUUGUGUUAGACUUGGAACCCAAAUAGGUGUCUGGUUUUUAUAAUUUAUGGGUUUGCCUUUGAUAAGAUUAACCAAUUACAAUGAGCUAACAUGACUCCAAUUGAGUUUAAUUCAUUCCUUAUAUUAAAAAUCAAAUGCUUUGGAUUAA
Molecule: messenger RNA, 1047 nt
Organism: Lotus japonicus
Lineage: Eukaryota; Viridiplantae; Streptophyta; Magnoliopsida; Fabales; Fabaceae
Exons: 4
Coding region: 122-667 (181 amino acids)
Source: RefSeq, a predicted model, not a curated record